This is a messenger RNA of Penicillium taxi, 1350 nucleotides long. RefSeq lists its product as uncharacterized. The record is from RefSeq and is a predicted model, not a curated record. Bases 1 to 1350 code for a protein of 449 amino acids. The transcript has 2 exons. NCBI's taxonomy places the organism in Eukaryota, Fungi, Ascomycota, Eurotiomycetes, Eurotiales, Aspergillaceae.
AUGGCUCCCCCAAAAGUGGAUGCCACUCGAGUCCUUGCAUCACAAAGGCCAUUCAAUGUGACUGUUUCAAGUGUCUUCGUAUUGUUCCAGUCGGCUGGAGAUGGCAACGAACAGGUUUUGGAAAUGGACGUUAUGAUAUGCUACGAUAAACCUGUGAUUUUCUUGCGGUUCGGCCUACCUGUCUUUGACCAUAGCAACGGAAGAAAGGAGGAGAAAUCACUUUAUCUCUAUAUCCGUCGACCAGACAUCCUGUCACUCGACUCCUCCAAAGUUGAUGAUAAGGCCAUCGCACAACUUAAGCCAAAAAUUCCAUCAAAACUUGGUCAUGAUAUAAAGCUCGUCCGAUUUCACCUCAAACACCCGGGAAAGGUGAUCGAACCUAUCCAAGAGUGUUCAUUCAAGUCUGGGUCAAGCCGCAAAAGUGAGCUAAUGUCCUCGUUGGCCGAGUUGCGCGAAUUCAACGUCUUCAUGCGAUACAAGUCGUUGUCUGAAAAACGAAUAAAGUACCUCCGUCAAGCCCUUGCUUCACCAAUAACACCCUCUGAGGAGGCAAAACAGCGUAAAAAGGAUGAUUGGUGUCUAAGCGUUGCGUAUGGUGGUUUGGGUGGUAAAGUUCGUACCACCAACACUGCCACUGCCGGUCCCAAUGCAAUAGACAACUACGACUCUGAAUCAGGGGACUCUACCAUUGCUACAGCUACCCCGCCGCCAUACCCAGAAUCCAGGGUGCGUAGUGUCAAAGGCUCUGUGACGGAAUCUGAACCCGAUGACGGUGUUCCCCAUGAAAGUCCACCUCGGUAUGAGGCAGUUAAUUCAGACUCGCCUGACCAUGAAGGUGAGACGUUGGGCAAACGACGUCGAGAUAGUGCAGACAUACCGACCACCACAUUUUCCCGUAGGCCUUUUGGUAUGACAUUUGACCACAUUUUGCGGAGAAUGCAAAACUUGGAAGAGGAGAACGGCAAGCUUAAGGCCGCCAUGGCUGAAAUGCAGAAAACGCAACAAAUGAUGCAAGAGAUGUUUAAUCUACACUCCCAACUGCAGGAGAGCCAGUUCCCAGGUAAAAUCAGGGUCGUCAAUCGCAACCCUAAUGUGGAGAAACGUCUCGACAAAGUCGAGGAGCAAGUCGCUGAAGUCGAAGAGCAAAUCGCCGAGCUCCAAGACGGCCAACAAGAACUCCAGGAGCAGCAGGACAUCUUCGAGAUGGACGCGGAUGACAAAAUCGACGAUAAAAUUGACGCGAAGCUCCAUGAUAAGCUUGACGCCAGAAUUGAAGAUAUUAAAAGCGAUUUCAAAGAUGUUAUGCGCCAUGCGGCAGAUGACUUUUGUAAUGCAUUAGACCAAUUGUGA